Messenger RNA from Podospora bellae-mahoneyi, 135 nucleotides. RefSeq lists its product as uncharacterized. The record is from RefSeq and is a predicted model, not a curated record. The coding region runs from base 1 to 135 and encodes 44 amino acids. The transcript has a single exon. NCBI's taxonomy places the organism in Eukaryota, Fungi, Ascomycota, Sordariomycetes, Sordariales, Podosporaceae.
AUGUCGGAUUCAUUACAGCAGAUGAAGAUUCAUUUGGCCUCACGUUCAAUCUUUGAUGUAAUAAUAGGCAUGUCCAACAUCCUUUUUGCAUCUGGUUCCGGAGAACGUGGAUCCUUCAGGAGUUUACCCUGCUAG